Molecule: messenger RNA, 4434 nt
Organism: Drosophila mojavensis
Lineage: Eukaryota; Metazoa; Arthropoda; Insecta; Diptera; Drosophilidae
Product: axoneme-associated protein mst101(2)-like
Exons: 1
Coding region: 272-3982 (1236 amino acids)
Source: RefSeq, a predicted model, not a curated record
AUUUCUGCAUAAUUUAUAUUUGGAAGAAUGUCUAAAUUAUAUAUUUUGCUCAGAAUUCAGUAUAUUUAGUAACCCAUUAUCAAACAAACAAGCAUAACAAAGAAGGCGAACUGGUAGAAAUAAAUAUGUCGUUGAAACAGUCGUUCUAGAGUCGUUCAUCUAAACACAUUCGAGCUCUUAUAAUGUCUAAGAUUAAAUAAAAAAAAACCUAUAUUUUUCAUUCAAAAUUUCCGGUAUUACAUUUGGCACUAAAUUCUGAGAAAAUUUUCAAAUGUCUUUGUAUAGAUGCUCAUCCAUCUGUCUGAGGAAGCCCAUCCUUAGAGGUUUUAAUAUUCUGAAAAGGUAUAUAGAGCAGCCAUGUCUUCCAAGUUGUCUUAGCAGCAUCCAGCGACUGCCAUUUACAACGACUGGAAGAUGUUAUUCACCUGAUGAUUCCAACACGAAUGGUUGCGAUGGAGAAAAGGACAAAGAAAAAGCAGCGGCAGCAAAACAAAAAAAGAAAGAUGAUGAAAAAAUAAAGGAAUAUAAGAUGCAAUGUUUUGAACUUCAGAAGAAGGCACUGGAUGACGAAAUCCAAUCUUCAAGUGAUAAAGAAAAGCAAUUAAUUCAGGGUAUGAUGAAGUGUCUGACCGAGGGUAUGAAGAAGGCGUGUUCGAAAAUAGCUCUAGCAAAACUGUGUGCUGAUAAAGAACUUGAAGAUCAGUGUGCUGCACUAGCUAAAAAGGACAAAGUUAAAGCUAUGCUCAAGAAGUGUGAGAAGAAAAUGGCUAAAGAAAAAGCUAAAAAGCAAAAAUGCCCACCUGAGGAAAAGGAGGAUGAGAAGAAGAAAGGCAAGGGCAAGGGAAAAGCGAAAAAGCCAAAACAGCCAAAAAACAGAUUUACACUAAAAUUAGAGAAGUGCAUCAAAAGCGAAUGGGCCGAUGUUUGUGAAUGUCGUCAAUGUUUUAACGAAGAAGAAAAGAAAAGACUGUCGAAAACCUACAAAUGUCUAGGAGCUGAAAUUAAAAGCGUUUGUAGAAAGAAGGUAAUAAGCGAAAUGUGCAAGGAAGCUGGACAAAAAAGCAAGCCUAAGAAAUCAGACAAAAAGCAGAAAAAAGAAGAUGAAAAGAAAGAGCAAGAGUUAGAGAAAGCAGUACUUAAAGAACAAGAAAAAGAAGAGAAAAACAUAAAACGUCUAGUAAAAGCAUUAAAGAAAAAAUGCAAAAAGAAGCAAGAGAAAGCUCUUAAGAAAAAGUGUAAAGAGGAUGCCAAAAAGAAAAAGAAAGCAGCACUAAAAAAGAAAUGCCAAAAAUUAGCUGAGCAAGAGAAGUGUAAAGAAUUAGCUGAAAAAGAGAAGUGUAAAAAAUUAGCUAAGAAGGAAGAGGAGGGGGACGAAGAGGAAAAGUGCGAAAAAGGGGAUGACAAGGAAAAGGAAGCAAAACAAAAGAAAAAGUGUAGAGAAUUAGCAAAAAAAGCAAAGAAAGCUGCGGAAAAGAAAAAAUGCGAAGAAGCAGCUAAAAAAGAGAAGGAAGCGGCUGAGAAGAAAAAGUGCAAAAAAUUAGCUGAAAAGGAAAAGUGCAAGAAAGCAGCUGAAAAGGAAAAGGGGAAGAAAGCAGCUGAAAAGGAAAAAUGCAAAAAAUUGGCUGAAAAGGAAAAGUGCAAGAAAGCAGCUGAAAAGAAAAAGUGCAAGGAAUUAGCUGAAAAGGAAAAAUGCAAAAAAUUGGCUGAAAAGGAAAAGUGCAAAAAAGAUGGGCAAAAAGAGAAGAAAGGAGGAAAAGAUAGGAAAAAGUGUAGAGAAUUAGCUAAAAAGGCAAAGAAAGCUGCUGAAAAGAAAAAGUGCAAGGAAUUAGCUAAAAAAGAAAAAGAAGCUGCUGAAAAGAAAAAGUGCGAAGAAGCUGCUAAAAAAGAAAAGGAAGCUGCUGAAAAGAAAGCGUGCGAAGAAGCAGCUGAAAAGGAAAAGUGCGCAGAAGCUGCUAAAAAAGAGGAGGAAGCAGCUGAAAAGAAAAAAUGCAAGGAAGCGGCUGAAAAGAAAAAGUGCAAAGAAUUGGCUAAAAAGGCAAAGAAAGCGGCUGAAAAGAAAAAAUGCAAAAAAGGUGGAAAAAAUGGAAAGAAAGGAGGAAAAGAUAAGAAAAACUGUAGAGAAUUAGCUAAAAAGGCAAAGAAAGCUGCUGAAAAGAAAAAGUGCAAAGAAUUAGCAAAAAAAGCUAAAGAAGCUGCUGAAAUGAAAAAGUGCGCAGAAGCUGCUGAAAAGGAAAAAUGCGCAGAAGCUGCUGAAAAGGAAAAGUGCGAAGAAGCUGCUAAAAAGGAGAAGGAAGCGGCUGAGAAGAAAAAGUGUAAAGAAUUAGCUAAAAAGUUGAAGAAGGCAGCUGAAAAGAAAAAGUGCAAGGAAUUAGCAAAAAAAGCUAAAGAAGCUGCUGAAAAGAAAAAGUGCGCAGAAGCUGCCAAAAAGGAGAAGGAAGCGGCUGAAAAGAAAGCAUGCGAAGAAGCAGCCGAAAAGAAAAAGUGCGCAGAAGCCGCUGAAAAAAAUAAGGAAGCGAAUGAAGAAAAUGAUUGUGAAGAAGCUGCUAAGAAGGCAAAAAAAGCUGCCAAAAAGAAAAAAUCCGAAGAAUUUGAAAAACAGUUGGAGGAAGCAGCUGAACAGAAGAAGUGCAAAGAAGCGGCUGAAAAGAAAAAGUGCAAAGAAUUAGCUGAAAAGGAAAAGUGCGCCGAAGCUGCCAAAAAGGAGAAGGAAGCGGCAGAAAUGAAAAAGUGCAAGGAAGCGGCUGAAAAGAAAAAGUGCAAGGAAUUAGCCAAAAAAGCAAAGAAAGCAGCUGAAAAGGAAAAGUGUAAAAAGGGUGGUAAAAAAGGAAAGAAAGAAGGAAAAGAUAAGAAAAAGUGUAGAGAGCUAGCUAAAAAGGCAAAGAAAGCUGCUGAAAAGAAAAAGUGCAAGGAAUUAGCUAAAAAAGAAAAAGAAGCUGCUGAAAAGAAAAAGUGCAAGGAAUUAGCUAAAAAAGCUAAAGAAGCUGCUGAAAAGAAAAAGUGCAAGGAAUUAGCUAAAAAAGCUAAAGAAGCUGCUGAAAAGAAAAAGUGCGAAGAAGCUGCCAAAAAGGAGAAGGAAGCGGCUGAAAAGAAAGCGUGCGAAGAAGCAGCUGAAAAGGAAAAGUGCGCAGAAGCCGCUAAAAAUGAGAAGGAAGCGAAUGAAGAAAAUGAUUGUGAAGAAGCUGCUAAGAAGGCCAAAAAAGCUGCCAAAAAGAAAAAAUCCGAAGAAUUUGAAAAACAGUUGGAGGAAGCAGCUGAACAGAAGAAGUGCAAAGAAGCGGCUGAAAAGAAAAAGUGCAAAGAAUUAGCUGAAAAGGAAAAGUGCGCAGAAGCUGCCAAAAAGGAGAAGGAAGCGGCAGAAAUGAAAAAGUGCAAGGAAGCGGCUGAAAAGAAAAAGUGCAAGGAAUUAGCCAAAAAAGCAAAGAAAGCAGCUGAAAAGGAAAAGUGUAAAAAGGGUGGUAAAAAAGGAAAGAAAGAAGGAAAAGAUAAGAAAAAGUGUAGAGAGCUAGCUAAAAAGGCAAAGAAAGCUGCUGAAAAGAAAAAGUGCAAGGAAUUAGCUAAAAAAGAAAAAGAAGCUGCUGAAAAGAAAAAGUGCGAAGAAGCUGCUAAAAAAGAAAAGGCUGCUGCUCAAAAGAAACAGUGCGCGAAAUUGGCUAAAGCGGCUGAGAAAAAGAAGUGCGAGGAACUGGCCUUAAAAAAACAGUGUGCAAUCCUUGCCACAAAAGAACGGGAGGCGGCUUUAAGGUGGAAAUGUGCGAUAGCUGCUAAAAAAGCAAAAAUGGCAGCUGAAAAGAAACAGUGUGAAGAACUAGCGAAGAAAGAGAAAGAGGACGCUGAGAGAGAAAAGUGUGCAGAGCUUGCUCAGAAGGAAUUGGAGGAGGCUGAGAAGAAAAAGUGCGAAGAAGAGGCAGAGAAGAGAAAGUGUGCAGAAUUGGCAAAAAAGGAAAACGAAGAGGCCGAAAAGUGUGAGCAGUCUGAGAAGUAACAAUGUGCAGAUUUUGACAUAGAGGAAACCGAAUUUGAUGUAAGGAAUAAAGCAAAGAAGGCGCAAAAAAAAAAAAAAAUAAAUAGAAAUAAAUGUUAAAAAAAUAAGUGCUGAGCAUCUGCUUAUGAUAGCAACGAAGUUCAUAGGAUUAAGCGCAAUUAAGACGUCCGAUAAAAGUCGGCUGAAAGGAAAAAGCAUCUAUAAAUAACAAAGUCAAAACUGAUAAGAAACAAGCGAAUGACACCACGGGCUUUUAAAAUUAAUUAAGAAACAGCUAAAAUUUUUAAAUCGGAUUAAUUUUAAGUCUCGAACGUAAAACCAGAUAUGAAGAAUUGUGCUCAAAAUGGAAACAACCGAAUAAUCAGAUUCAGGAAGAAGGGCUCUCAGAGUGGCUUGAGAUAUAAAUUUAUUUGUAAUACAGUAAAAAUUUAAUAAAUUAUUUUUAAAGUUUA